Periconia digitata is the source of this 266-nucleotide messenger RNA. The record is from the annotation of a GenBank genome assembly. Lineage: Eukaryota; Fungi; Ascomycota; Dothideomycetes; Pleosporales; Periconiaceae.
UGUGCCCGCAGUCGAUGCACGUGAAGACGCCAAGUCUGUCAGCACACAGUGACACGGCACACCCACCCCCCAACGCCACCCGGUGCCAGAUAGAAUGGAACCUCGAGAUGUCGAUAAGACAUGCUCUUGGCGGCUUGUUUCCCCUCAAAGUGCUUCUCCAAGCGUUGCCUUUGCAGCAGACUUUGGUCAAUGUUUCCUCCACUGGCAUCUUCCUCGUGUCAUACGACCCAAUUCAUACAUCACCACCGCAUGCACUGAUGAAUUGA